Messenger RNA from Dicrocoelium dendriticum, 882 nucleotides. The record is from the annotation of a GenBank genome assembly. Lineage: Eukaryota; Metazoa; Platyhelminthes; Trematoda; Plagiorchiida; Dicrocoeliidae.
AUGUUGAGCUACCUGUUCCUCCCCAAGCUCUAUAUCAUUUACUUUCAACCGGAGAAAAAUGUUCGCCGUCUCAACAUGAGCAAUCGGAGUGCAAAGCUGAAACUGCCGGUAGUCUCGCAACCCGCCUACCUGAACGCUAUAACGAAGCAACAUAACGACGUUUCACACUUGGACAGUGCCGGCACAAGUGUGACAACUACCGCGGCCCCAACCUCAACAAGCUUGACGUUGACAAGUAGCACUCAUGCAGAGGAACAGUUUGGGAAUCUUGAAGGUUCAACCGAAAUCCCAGCCCCAUCUCCGACCGUAAUGAAUCCCCGACCACCAGGAAGGCGUCCAAGCCUCAAUGUAAUCUCCAACCCGAUAGCUCUGUCCCUCGAAAUGAAAACUAAUUCAACCCAACAGCAGCGUCCAUCAUUCACUGAAAUACUGCCAAACAGAAGCCAGUUGCAGCCGCUGCAGAACGGUAUGCAGCAGUUUCCAAACGAAUUCCUCAUACCUACUCCAAUCUCCCUAGAUACCAUUGCCCAACAAAGUAUGCUUACGCCACCCUACUGUGAUGAGCCCACGUCAGCGGAGGAAGACGAAUUCUAUCCCGGACGCAGAGCGUUGGUUUGCGACUGCGGUGCUUCCUCAUCCUCCCAAAUACUAUCCAACCUUUGUACAACUCUGCAUUCAAUCAGCAAUUCCAGUUACUCAGGUCAAACUCCGCACAGUUCCGAUUUUUAUUUGCACAGUUGCGGUGAAGAUACACAGGUGGCACUCAGCACAACGAGUACCAGUUCCAGUGUGGAGAGUGAAAUGGUGUUUAGGCAACUGCGACAAUCGAAGGAAGCAAAGUCACGUAUGGAUAGCACAAAACAAACCGUGACGGCCUUAUAG